This is a messenger RNA of Sorex araneus (European shrew), 3078 nucleotides long. It is a transcript of the gene PLA2G3, whose product is annotated as phospholipase A2 group III. Gene Ontology annotation, biological process: phospholipid metabolic process; arachidonate secretion. The transcript is spliced from 7 exons. Bases 1042 to 2556 code for a protein of 504 amino acids. NCBI's taxonomy places the organism in Eukaryota, Metazoa, Chordata, Mammalia, Eulipotyphla, Soricidae. Gene Ontology annotation, molecular function: A2-type glycerophospholipase activity. The record is from RefSeq and is a predicted model, not a curated record.
GGACCUUAUGGGAUGCUGGGAAUCGAACCUGGGUCAGCCACGUGCAAGGCAAAUGCCCUACCAGCUGUGCUAUCACUCCAACCCCUCACCUGUUUCUUUUUGGCUUUGUGGGUCACACAUGGCAGUGCUCGGGGUCUACUCCAGGAGCCGUGCUCAAGGAAGCAUGCAAGAUCAAACAUGAAGCUCCUAUAUACAAGGCCAGAGCUCAGCCACUGAGCCCCAUGGCAGGACCAAACACUGCUGUCUCUGGCUGUGGCAGGUGUAACUGCAACCAGUCAGUGCCCAGCCUGGCCUCAGCUCCUGUGGGAACUGGGCUCCUCCAAGUCAUCACCACCGCUGCCCCCUGCUACUUUCAAGACCUGGAACAUGGGAACCCCUGGGAAUGCAGUCUUUCUUCGACACUUAGAAUCAGGAUGGGAGAGAGCUAGCUCCCCAGGAGGUGAGAGGAGGAAAGCUUUCUUCCCUCAAAGCCUUGAGAGUUCCCGGGCACAGCCAAUGAGCCCCAGCCUUGCCCUCAACCAGCUCUGGCAGAGAUCCAGGGCCUCUUGGCAGCUUCAGGGAGGGGGGUGUGGCAGCUACCAGUGGGUGGAGGGAGGGCAGGAGGCUGAGUUCUGGGAACCUCUUCCGAGACCCUGAGCCCUGUUCCCUGCCCAGGAAGAUGCAGAGCGUCUCCUGACCCCUGUCUGAGGAGAACUACGGCUCACCCCAGGGCCCUCCAGGCCGGGCAAGUGCAGGUCACUGGAUGGCUUAGAGAAAGGCCGGGAAUGGGGAUGUGGGCCCAGCCGGAGCUGCCCUCAGCCAAUCAGAGGCCUGCCCAGCCCCAAUCAGAGGCCUGCCCAGCCGGUGGAUUCAGUUACAAGCCGGAGAUCACCCCAUACUCCAGCCUUUUUCCUACUCCUCCCAAAGCUCCAUUCAUUGGCCCUGCUGGCCGCUUCGGAUCUCCUGGGCAUCACUUCCGGGUAGCUGCUGAGCCAUUGGCUGCCUGCGGGCCACCAGGAGUGGGCAUUCUGUGGGCAGUUUGUCUGGGCUGGGCUGACAAGGAUGGGGCUUCUGGUGGUGCUGUCGGGGGUGCUGAGCUACCUGGGGAUGGCUCUGGGGGGCUCCACUGCCCUGCUUUGGAGCAGCACUUCCUGCCACUUGGCCAGGCCCACCCCUGGGAAUCCUCUGGGGUCUUUGAGCUUCCUGGGCAAAGAUGCCCGGAGACUGGCACUCUUCCACGCCCGCUGGGAUACGCAUGGGAGGCUGCGGGCCUGUGGCCGGCAGGAUGACCCGGAGCUCACCGCAGCCUUCGGAGCCCUCUGUGCUGGUGAGAUCACCCGGGACUCUUUCAUCCACACCCCUGGGCCCGAGCUGCAGAGGGUGCUGACCACUGUCCAGACUCAGUGGGAGGCCUGCCAAGGGCAUGAAGAGAGGUUGGCAGGGGCCAGGGAGAAGAGAGAAGCAGAGCGGAGCAGAGCCCGGGGAGCUGGGCACCAGCGGGCGAAGAGAGGCUGGACUGUGCCUGGCACGCUGUGGUGUGGAGUCGGGGACUCCGCUGGGAACUCCUCAGAGCUGGGGGUCUUCCAGGGCCCCGAUCUCUGCUGCCGGGAACACGACCGCUGCCCACAGACCAUCUCUCCCUUCCAGUACAACUAUGGCAUCCGAAACUACCGGUUCCACACCGUCUCCCACUGCGACUGUGAUGCCAGGUUCCGGCAGUGCCUGCGCGACCAGCGGGACUCCAUCUCUGACGUCGUGGGCGUGGCCUUCUUCAAUGUGCUGGAGAUCCCGUGCUUCGUGCUGCAGGAGCAGGAGGCCUGCGUGGCGUGGUACUGGUGGGGCGGGUGUCGAAAGUAUGGCUCCAUUCCCCUCGCCCGCCUCCAGCCUAGGACCCGCUACAAUGCAUCCUGGAGUUUCCGGGGCCCCCCUGAGGCUCCCAGCCCCCAGAGUCCAGUCCUCACUAAGCCUGCACAGAAGCAGCCACUAGAGCAGAAAGGCUCCCAGCACCGUGGCAGACCCAACGCUAUGACCCGCAGGGCCCUCCCGGUACCCCCAGCCCGGGCAGAGUUCACCCAUGCAGCCCUCCAGGGGCUACAGACUGGCUUCAAACCUCAGGGUGCCCACCAGGCCUGCCGUGGCUUCCGCCACUUGGACCAGUGUGAGGCCCAGAUCGCACCCCGGGAGACCAAGUUCCAGCUGCUCAACCUUGCCCCGGAGCCUCUCUUCCACUGCAACUGCACGCGCCGGCUGGCACGGUCCCUAAUGCUCCACAGCCCCCCCUCAGGGGCACACGUGCUCUGGGAACCGCUGGGCACGACCUGCUUCAAACUGACCCCUGCAUCCAACUGUGCUGAGGGCAAUGGUUGCUCCAGAGACCUCAGGGCCGUGAGAGUGUCAGCCCGGCACUUGAAGCGACUUUGGCUCCAUCGAGUCCAACUUCAAGAUCUGGGCACAGAUGAAACGCCAGAGGGGCCCUCAGAGCACCCUGGGGUGACUCGAUCUUUCUAUGGGCAAUGCUUGCAGCUGAGUCAGGCUGCCCAGAGACCCACUGGGCAGCAGAGAUCCCGGAAUCAGUGACUGUAGUUCCAGCCUUCUGGACGCCAAGACUGGACGCUGGUUGGCCCUGGCCUUACCAAACCCCACAGGUCUCAGCUUCUGCUUUGUAGAAAACUGCAGCGUGGCACGUCUACUGGUGGGCAACCAGGAACCUGGACAGUGGGGAACUGGAGGGACCAGGGCCCCAAUGCUGGACCACGUCUCCUGCUGAGCUGGACCGUCCCCUCUGCUCUGUACACUGAUGGAGUUUUCCAGAGGCUCAUUCUGAUGGGUCUUGUCAGGGAACAGGGUGUCCAGAUGGGAACGUGGGCUGGGGGGCGGGGGGUAAGAUACUGUAACAGCCCCAGAAGUACCAGGAGGAGGGACACAUAUGUCUUUAUUGCAAAAUGAACACGUCUGCUCAGGGAUGCUGCGGCGCCUGCCCGCUGAGGCCUGAGCCAGCAGGUUGGGGGGUGAGGGCUAUCCCAGAAGCUCCUGGGUCUGAAUCCAGAAUGGGGACACUAGAAAGGGGCUUGCUAACUCCCCUCCUCCCCAGGCACCCCU